UUUCAACCGAAUCGGAAUCUCAACUUGUUUAUUGUUUUUUCCUCUCUUUCUUUUAACAACUUGCGUUGUGACUUGUGAGUGAUGAAAUCGACGUUUAUGUGUAAUGCCGUGAAAGAAAACAAAAACAGCUGGAAAAAAAUCUGAACGAGAGUCAUGUGUGUGGAAGUGAAACUGAAACUGAAACCACACGAUUUUUUUUUCUUUCUUUAUAGUUCGAAAUUCAAGUUGAUUUACUUAGAAUUUUGUAUAAGAUGCACGGAUUGAAGAUUGAGGAUACGUUAUUGUAGAUCACAAUAGAAACAACAUCAAAUUCAGGAGUUUCUAGAGGGGAAUAGAAACGUACCUGUCGGUUGUUCUUGCUUGAAGUUAAAUAAAUCAAAUGUUCAUGAUCUGAACUCACAGCUUCCUCUUGAUAUGCCGCCAAUUCUGGUUGAAGAAACUUCGUUUCCAGACGGAUUGCAUGGUUCACAGGUCCAAGAUGUUUAUAGUGUUUCAGUAGUACCAGAGGAAGCUGAAAAGGCAAACAGUGCUUCACCACUAGCCUGCUUAAGCGUUGUAGAGGUUCCUAGUCAAGCUAAAAGCGGGAUGUGUUUAGACACUCAUAUUAAUUGUCAAAACAACAGUGAUUUUCAAAUGAAGAGCAAAGCUAUUUAUACCCAGUGCAUAAUUGAUAUACCUAGUGUGAAUGGAAACUCAGUUUCCCCUGAAUCCUAUGAGGAAGGAGUUGAAAGUUUUAAAACUGGGAACUCGCCAACAAGCGUACUGUGCAGAGAAACAAGUCUAAAAGUAGGGGCAAAACUUAUGCAGAGUCUAGGGAGCUUCAACAAUCCCAGAGAUAAACCAGUCACUGAAAAGUUACAUGAUUUGCCGAGUAACAAAUGGAGAAGAUAUAAGCGCUCUACCUCAUUCGAUUCUAGAAAAGUUGCUCUCCUGUUUUCAAUAUUGUCAAGUUUGGGAACAUUGGUAUUGAUAUAUCUGACAUUGAGGGUCAGACAAAAGGCUGAUGGGUUUGUUCUUGUUUAAAGGCUCAGUCAUCGCCGCCUUGUGUCUUUAAGUGUAUACUUCUACGUUUCUACGGUUGUUUAAUUUUAGCAUGCUUGAAUUGUAAUAGAGCUCCUUCUGAUGUUGAAGAUUGGAUUUGGGAAAUGCUGCUAUUUGGCACAUAAAUGUAGAUUACGUUUAUCCUAAAGCUCCUUAUGUUAUUUACUCCUUCAGUGUCAUUUUUUGUAUUAAGUGGUUUCAUAUUCUAAAUUGUAUAAUUUUAAUAUACUAACAAAAUAUUACUACUUA
Vicia villosa (hairy vetch) is the source of this 1290-nucleotide messenger RNA. RefSeq lists its product as uncharacterized. The record is from RefSeq and is a predicted model, not a curated record. NCBI's taxonomy places the organism in Eukaryota, Viridiplantae, Streptophyta, Magnoliopsida, Fabales, Fabaceae. The transcript is spliced from 7 exons. Bases 415 to 1023 code for a protein of 202 amino acids.